GGCAAUGACGCUAUUCCCCGUAACCAAGGCGCUCUCAAGGCAAACACUAGAUGGCUAGGAUAGCAGCCCGGCCAGAUAAUCUUCAGAUAUAAUCUACAUUAAAUCGCUCGAUCGAGUUAAAAUUUAAGCACAAGAGCUUUGAUCCAGAAGUCUUUCUAGUACUGAGCAUUUUGCUGCUGUUCCGUUCGCUUUUCCCCCCGCAAGACAGACGCAGGAGCACCCAUUUUAGCUUGUUGGAUUAGCUACAAGCUAGCUAGUAACGUUAGCUUCCUAAAUACAAUGGCCGAGUUUGGUUUUAAUGAACACCACCAGAAUGAAGUCAUCAAUUACAUGCGAUUUGCACGUUCAAAGAGGGUGCUGAGGCUCAAGACUAUUGACUCAUGCUUUGAGGAACUCAAAGACAGCAGGCUGGUGGAGGAAACCUUCACAGUGGAUGAGGUGAGGGAGAUGCUGGACGGCCUGCAGGCAGUGGUGCGUGGGGAGGUGGAGACGGAGCUCAUCAACACAGCCCACACCAACGUGCUGCUGCUCAGGCAGCUCUUCUCCCAGGCUGAGAAGUUUUACCUCCGACUGCAGACUGACAUCUCAGAGCUGGAGAACAGGGAGCUGUUAGAGCAAGUGGCUGAGUUUGAAAAGACUGACUUUAAAACCACUGACAAGGUAAACCAGGAAAUCAGCAAACCCAAGUUGGCGCCGCUGAAUGAGGGUGGGGUCUCUGAACUUCUGAAUAAGGAGAUUGUGAGACUACAGGAGGAAAAUGACAAGCUAAAAUCCAGGCUUCGGACUAUAGAAUCCCAGGCCAUGAAUGCGCUAGAUGAGAAAACCAAGGCAGAGAGGGCCUUGAAAGACCUUCAGAAGGUGCAAGGUGAACAGCAGCUGACUGCUCACUCCCAGGAGAUCAGCAGUCUGGAGGACACGGUGGCGGCGCUGAGGGCUGACUAUGAAAAGUCUCUCAGUGCCAACUCUGCCUCCCAGAAGGACCUGCAGGAAAACCUGAUUUCUGCCAAACAUGACCUGCUGCGAGUGCAGGAGCAGCUGGCUCUGGCAGAAAAGGAAUUGGAGAAGAAGUUCCAGCAAACCGCUGCUUACCGCAACAUGAAAGAGAUCCUGACCAAGAAGAACGAGCAGAUCAAAGAGAUCAGGAAACGACUGCAGAGAUAUGAGUCCGAUGAAUGAGCCUCACCCAAGACAGCUGGUGAAACAGACGCCUAGGUUGUAAGAAGGGACCAAAAUUCCUCUUCCAAACUGUGAUUUGGGAGAGGUUUCGAGGAACCGCCAUUCCCCACUGCUCUAACACUAGAGAGACGGAAAGAAGCGCUUCCAUGAAGAAUUGCUUGUCCAUGCGUUAUCCAGCAUCUUAAAUAAUUAUUGGCUUUAGUAGAGAGGGCUGCCGGGGAGGAGGGGCAAUGUUUAAGGUACAUAAAAACACAGCUGAAUUAGUAGUAACAAAUUGGACCCUUUUUUCUACGUCUCUAUUUGGAGCUCAUUUCCAGUAGCUAGUAGGCCUCCCUCAGUGCUCUAUGCAAGUACCAGCAUGUCCCCUUUUCAAGAGGCCUUGUCCAUUUGCUCAGUCGGGCAGAUACCGUCUGCCUAAAGCUUUGCAGUCUUAUCUAUCUGAUGAGUAAAUGUUAUGUCAUAGCUCGGUGACACCAAGUCAUUUAUUAAUAAUUGCCUCUUAAUCAUGGCUGAUCAGUUUAUCAGUAAAUUUAGCUGCACUGUUAUAGCCAGAGUCGAGCUAGGUGAACUCAGUUCCAAGCUUGGAUCAAGCCACUUUGGCUUCAGAGUCAUGGUACUUUACCCUCCAGAGGUCGCAGUCACAAUAACUUGUUUACCUAAACAUUUCUUUGGGCAAUUGGAAUGAAAGUAUAAGUAUUCAGAAUACUCCAUAUUUAGUCCACUUUCUUACAUUUAUAUUUUCUGCUCUUGUGUAUUGAAUGACAAGGAAAAAACAGUGAUCCAGAAAGAAUACAGUAUAUUCCCCUAUUUCCCUACACAGUGUGCAUAGAAUAUUUUUGUCUAAAAAGUUUAACUGCGUACUUUUCUUAUUGCUUUGGGUGGUGGGGUGUAAGAGAUAAACUAUAUAUGAUUCUGUUCAUGAUGUGAUGCUCUUGUAGAGUAUGAUACAUCUGCAGUAUGUUAUACUAGAUGUGCAUUUGUUUGUAUUGUGCAGAGUCUGGGGUAAUAAAAGCUUUUACCAAAAUUAA
Molecule: messenger RNA, 2204 nt
Organism: Myripristis murdjan (pinecone soldierfish)
Lineage: Eukaryota; Metazoa; Chordata; Actinopteri; Holocentriformes; Holocentridae
Gene: lztfl1
Product: leucine zipper transcription factor-like 1
Exons: 10
Coding region: 280-1176 (298 amino acids)
Biological process (GO): negative regulation of protein localization to cilium
Cellular component (GO): cytoplasm
Source: RefSeq, a predicted model, not a curated record